Messenger RNA from Fopius arisanus, 6265 nucleotides. It is a transcript of the gene teq, whose product is annotated as Tequila. The transcript is spliced from 23 exons. Gene Ontology annotation, cellular component: membrane; extracellular region. Gene Ontology annotation, biological process: proteolysis. NCBI's taxonomy places the organism in Eukaryota, Metazoa, Arthropoda, Insecta, Hymenoptera, Braconidae. The coding region runs from base 185 to 6148 and encodes 1987 amino acids. Gene Ontology annotation, molecular function: chitin binding; protein binding; serine-type endopeptidase activity. The record is from RefSeq and is a predicted model, not a curated record.
GUUAUGAGUUCUGUGUAUUCCCCAAGAAGAUAGUUGUUGACUCUAGAACAUUGCAGUCAGCUAUUUGGUCGAGCAAGACCAAACAGUCAAGUAACAGCUUUUCUUGAAUUAUUGCGCCUCGAUAAAAUGGUGAAGUAAUUGGGUUAAAUAUUUUUUUAUUGUUCGCGUGGACAACACAAUUGGGAUGAGGGGCAAAUUGCAAGAUUGCGUCAUUCAGUGGAUUGUUGUGGCAGUUUUUGCUGGGGUCGCAUAUGCGAUUUACGAUCCCCGAGAAACUACUGUAAAGCCACCGCAGAGGAGAGAACCGAUUCCUUGGUACUCGGAUUCUCCGAAAUCGCGGCCGCCUGCACCUUUUCCAGGGGUGAAAACCAAAGUUCCAGGGAGUUGGGCAAAAACUCGAGGCACUGUUUUGGAAUUGACUCCAGAGAUUUCUGACAGAAGUGAAACUGUGGGAGUUCAAGAUGUCCCAUUUGAGAAAUUUCUGGAAGACAAGGUGGAGCAGAUAGGAGCAGAUGAUAACGGCUGGAAUGGAAUUCUGAAGGAGCAAAAUGUUUACGAAGGAAUCACUGAUGAUGGAAAUAAACCAAGAAAAGAAUCACUUGAAAAUUCCCGAAGAACUCGUUCUUCAGUAGUGGCUAAGUACGAUCGCAAGACCGGAUUCGAGUGUCCACAUCCCGGCGCAAGUGGCCAGUUUAUUUACCCCCCAGAUUGUAAAUUUUUUGUAAACUGUUGGAAAGGGAGGGCAUUCAUCCAGCCCUGUGCUCCAGGUACUCAUUUCAAUCCAGAGACCUUGGAAUGUGAUUUUCCACACAAGGUGAAGUGUUAUGGAGGAGAACUGGCGGAUUUUUCUCCAGCGAAUUCCGCCGAUCAUAAAGUGCGAGAGGCAGCCACAACAGAUUUUCACAGCGCACAGCUCAAUGUGCAACCAAAAUGUCCGGAACAACUGAGUGGACUCCUAGUACAUCCCAAUGACUGCAGGAAGUUUCUACUCUGUUCAAAUGGAAUGACACAUAUCAUGAUUUGCGCACCGGGAACUGUUUUUAACCCUACGAUGAGUACCUGUGAUAUUCCUGCUAAUGUCCUUGGUUGUGAGGGGGAAACUGCAGCUAUCCACGGCCACUAUAACUCUCCGCUUAUACAAGAGAAUCACGGGACUCGAAAGAAUUUUAAUUCUCCCAAUACUUUACAAAGUCAACAAUGGAGUCAACAACAACAACCUGAGGUUCCUGCCUCCAGCUACCCUAAUUCGCAUACUCAAGGCAAUAGACAGCCGGCCCAUCAAGUAAUUCAAACAGUGUCCUGUCCCAGCGGUUUCAGUGGAAUGUUGCGGCAUCCCUCUGAUUGCAAAAAAUUCCUCCAGUGUGCUCAUGGGUUCGCUUAUAUCAUGGAUUGUGGUCCUGGAACAGCCUUUAAUCCCAAAAUUAGUGUGUGCGACUGGCCGUAUAAUGUUCCAGGCUGUGGAGAAAAACCACAGCCACAAACUCCAGCAUUACCGUCCAGUUCUUGGAAUCCAUCAUCGACCUGGUCGCCAGGAACAUCCCAAAAUCAGCCCGUAGCCAGCGGAAAUGAGUGGGGAUCAACGAGUUGGACCCCGAAUGCAUAUCCCGUUGGUGCAAAUCGCCCACAAAAUCCAUACACUACUCAGGAACAUUAUCAGCACGAUUAUCACACGAUGCGUCCAGGCUACCCUCUCUCAUAUAAUCACAAUCAUCAUCGCCAGGGUCAAGAGAGUGGAAAUAAUUUUGAGGCACAUCAAACGCCAUCCCAUAUGCUUUAUCCACCGACUCAUCCUGGGCACCAUCAUUAUCCCAAUUAUCCGAACAACAAUGAGCCUGGAAAUCCGCAGUGGAAGGUGUUAGAUCAUGGAAACGGAGUCUACUACCCGAACAGAUAUCCAGGUAGGAAUGGAAAAACUAGUCCCGGGUUCGCCCAUCCCGGGGGGAAUCCUUCAAACUCUGGAAACAUUUAUGUGCAACAUGGGAGCUAUCCUACGGAAACACUCGAAUCUGCAAAUUCUAGACGGAGGGCUGAAACAGGAUGGAGACCGAAUUCUGGACCCUACGAUGGAGAGUCUGUUCCAGAAGAGUCCCAGCCCCAAGGAUGGAUACCCUCUCCUUUGAGUGGCAAGGAGUAUCAGGACCCUGAAAAACCGGGACACGAAGGACACAAAGCAUAUUCCCCGGAUGAUAAACUUGAUGAAUGGCAGUCGAAGCCAACUAUCUUUCAAGAGAAUACCAAACGAAAAGGACAAGAUGACAAAAUGGAUGAUUGGUCGAGUAAAGGGAACCUCUUUGGUCAGGGAAAAGUACGCCCGAAUGCAGCAUCAAAGAUACCAGUACCGCAGUUCCAUGGAAUCUACGUAGGCAUAAAUGGAACGACAGUGAAAGGUCACUAUAACGUCACAGAGCCUGAAAUCUAUCGCGGUCAUGCCAACACUGGAAUCUACAAUAAUACACUCACGAAUUCGGCGAAACCAAAGGUCAAUGUUGAGCUGGAUAAAUACCCCAAUCAUUUAGACACCGGGUCGAAACCUGGUAAAGGGGAAAAUCCCUCAAAUCGCGUGGCUGGGUGGAACAAACCCGACACAGACGCCCCCACAGUCUCCAUCGACGAAAAUUACGAUGAUUUGGGAGCCAGUGAUUCGAAUGACUAUCCGGGCAUCGAUGAAGAUGCUAAGAAUCUCGAAGUUGACAUCCUGGACAGAAGAAGAGAUAUGUGGAAACCGCAUCUCGCAUUCGAGAAUCGAACGAAAUCAAAUGAUUCUGUCAUUAUGCGAAUCGAUAAAAAAACAGUCGAUGUGGAUAUCUUUAGUGUCGAAGCUGCACCCUGGCUAGAAGAGGAUCCGCCGUUUCCUGUCUAUUUCCCACCCCCAGUGCAUCCUCUCGAUUCUUCUGAAGCUGAAAAGCCAAUGCCGUACUCCGGACAGAUAAUUCGAUUGAGGGGAGGUUUGAGUGGCAGAGAUGGUUACGUGGAAGUCCAAGGGGCUCAUCCUGGUUGGGGAGUAGUGUGCGAUGUUAAAAACGGAUGGACUAUCAAGGAAGCAAAUAUACUUUGUCGCCAAUUGGGAUUUGCCAGAGGAGCUGCAACAGCAUGGCAAGGUCGACCACCCGUCGAUGACAUUCCCUCCUGGGUGGCUACAACAAGUGUCCAAUGUUUUGGCAACGAGACAAAGUUCCAAAAGUGCAAGUUCAUCCAUGGGGCAACUUGCAAUGUAGCGCGUGAUGCUGUGGGAAUCACUUGUUUCCCCAAUCGAGUGGCGCACUGUCGAAAGGAUGAAGUUCCUCAUGCGGGUAAUUGCUAUCAUCUGGCUAAUGCUAAUGCUGGUUUGAAUCAUGAAGAGGCCUUACGAUACUGCGCGGAUAGGCAGUCACGGUUGGUCGAUAUUACCAGUCAGAAUGAGAACAACUUCUUGUCCGAAUGGCUUAUGCUGGAUCAUCCGAGGGUCGAGACGGUUAUGACUGCUGGCCUCGGAUUUUCUAUGAUGAAUACCACUAUUUGGAUAUGGGAAGACUCUGCCAAGACUAAAUUCAAAUUUGCAAAAUGGUGGCCAGGCUGGAGGGAAGAUAGAGCAAUGCCUCCUUGGACUGGUUCUCGUCCUUCUUGUAUCGUAAUGAAGAAGAGUUUUCCUUGUUUUGAGCUUCCGGAACGAAACUGCAGUUCUGAGUACUUUUUCUGGUAUGUGGAGGACUGUGCAUCGUCCAGCAAAGGACACGCCUACGUUUGCAAGAAACCUUACAACGAUAUAAGUUGUGUUUACGGAAAGGGACACCACUACUCUGGUAACGCAAAUGUGACGACUUCUGGUAAAGCUUGUCUUCCCUGGAAUGACGCUACAGUGGCUUAUGCCCUAAUGGUGAACGUUCCUGAUCGCCAAGUCAGGAAUAAACUGAAGGACCACAACUACUGCAGAAAUCCCAAUCCCGUGCAGGAAUCGAAACCCUGGUGUUUCACUGGAACUUACGGAGAGAAGGAACAUUGCGAUAUUCCUGCCUGUGGAAGCUCUGGACAAGCUAGAAUUCCACAAGGGGGUCAAUGUAAGAAAGAUCUGUUUGAAUGCCUCCCAGAGGAGUGCAUUCCCUCCCACUGGGUGUGUGAUGGAGAGGAGGAUUGUACCAAUGGUAAAGACGAAAAAUUCUGUUCUGAGCACUUAAAUUUUUUCGAGAAAACUGUCCACCACAGACUCGAGGGUUAUGAUGUGGAGAAAUGGAUCAACACUCCCCUGAAAACUUGCGCUUUAAGAUGCAAAGAGGCAGACUUUACCUGUCGCUCAUUCUCCCACAAAGCAAACGAAAAGUUGUGUUUACUGAGUGAUCACAACGUCGGCACCACUGGAGCUUUGGUAAUAGACAUUGACUUCGAUUUUUACGAGAUGAACGAUCGUAAAAUAGACUGCACGGAUAUGUUCAUCUGCAGUAAUAAAAAGUGCAUCAAUCAGACUCAAGUUUGUGAUGGUAAGAAUGACUGUAAUGAUAGAUCCGAUGAGAGCAUUUGUACUCUGGAAAAUUUGGAUUAUGGCAUACGGCUGAUGGGUUCUGAAACUUCUAAUGAAGGGAGGGUUGAAGUUAAAGUUUUGGGACAUUGGGGACAAGUUUGUGACGAUGGAUUUGGAAUGAUCGAUGCGGAAGUAAUUUGUAAAGAAUUGGGAUUCAAUCUGGGAGCUCUGGAAAUACGACCUGGGGGAUUCUUCGGAAAUAUGCAUCCACCAACAGUUUUUAUGGUUGAUCAGUUAAAAUGUAGGGGUAAUGAGACAUCUCUAAGAGAAUGCGACUUCAAUGGAUGGGGUGUACAUGACUGCUCUCCCGAGGAGGCUGUCGGUGUGGUAUGCAAAACAGCACAGGAUAACUGUAAGGACGGGGAAUGGAAAUGUGAUCACAGUUCUAACUGCAUUCGCACGCCAUUUAUCUGUGAUGAAGUCGUCGACUGUCCGGAUGGUUCCGACGAAAGCCCCGUGCAUUGUGAAGCACCGUUUGAAAUACGUUUGGCCAAUGGGAGUCACCCCGCCGAAGGCAGGGUAGAAGUGAGACAUCAUGGAGUCUGGGGGACAGUUUGUGAUGAUGAUUUUUCUCAUGCAGCGGCUAAAGUUAUUUGCAGAGCUUUCGGCUACUGGGGAAAUGCUGUCGCUAAGAAAAAUGGGUAUUUCGGAGCUGGCGAGGGUCCUAUUUGGCUGGAUGAGGUGUUCUGUCGUGGGAAUGAAACUCAAUUGUAUCGGUGUGAACACGAUCACUGGGGCCAUAGUAAUUGCAACCACGACGAGGACGUCGGAGUGAUCUGUGAAGAGGGCCCAGUUAGUUUCGACGAGAACCACAAGGACAACCUGCCAGAGAUUACGAUCAAUGAAAUUCUCCCGGCUGAAUGUGGAAAGAGACUCGAGGACUUCAGCGAGGGGGAUAAAAUGUUCGAGAGGGUGGUGAGGGGUUCUGUGGCACCGAAGGACUCUUAUCCCUGGCAGGCGAGUAUAAGGGUGAGAGGUCACAGUCGAUCAAACCACUGGUGCGGGGCGGUUAUUGUAUCGCCUCUUCAUGUUUUAACAGCUGCACAUUGCCUGGAGGGAUACAAUAAGGGCACUUACUUCAUAAGAGCUGGAGAUUACAACACUGAGAUUGAUGAAGGCACUGAAGUAGAAGCAAAUAUAGAAGAUUACUACAUUCACGAGGAAUUCCGGAAAGGUCAGAGGAUGAACAACGACAUCGCUCUCGUUCUAUUAAAAGGCCGCGGAAUCCCCCUGGGUGAGCAUAUUAUGCCAAUUUGCCUCCCACCUAGGAAUGCUGAGUAUUCUGAAGGACUCAACUGCACCAUUAGUGGAUUUGGCAGUAUCGAGAAUGGAAAAUCAGGGCACUCCAGGGAUUUGCGAUUUGGCUGGGUGCCACUGAUCGAUCAAAAUGUUUGCAGAGCCGAUUAUGUUUAUGGUGAAAAAAAAAUAACUGAUGGAAUGGUUUGCGCUGGGUAUCUUGAUGAGGGAAUUGAUGCUUGUGAUGGUGACUCUGGAGGGCCCCUCGCUUGUUACAGGAACGGAGCUUUCAACCUUUAUGGUAUUACCAGCUGGGGCCAACAUUGCGGAGAAAUGAAUAAACCUGGAGUGUAUGUAAGAAUAUCUCAUUACCGAGAUUGGAUAGACAAAAAAAUUCAAAAUUCAUUGUCAGGUCGGUGAUAUAAAAACUCAAACUUACACUAGAAGUAUUCGUAUACCUCAGUUGUGUCGAGUUUUUUUUAUUUUUGUGGAAAAUUAGAUGCGAUGAGACAAUCGUUUUAUUCCGGAUUCCAAAUG